AUGACACAGAAUCCAGCUCUCAACUCCACCUUUGAGGGCCUGAAUCUGUCCACUUUCUCCAGACUUCAGGAGAACCCAUCGCCCCAACAGAACAUCACCUAUGUCAAUUUCUACCUCCACAAGGCCUCUGUGGCUGCCAUCUUCACCAUCUCCUACCUGCUCAUUUUCUUGGUUUGCAUGGUAGGAAACGGGAUGGUUUGUUUCAUCGUGCUGCGCAGCAAGAACAUGCGCACAGUCACCAACCUGUUCAUCCUCAACCUCGCCAUCAGCGACCUGCUGGUUGGCAUCUUCUGCAUGCCAACUACGCUAGUGGACAACAUCAUAACAGGUCAGAACCUACAGGCUUUUGUAGGUGUUUGAUUGGUUUUCACUUUAAAGUUGAUUUAUUGAGUUUUUUGUUUUAGUUUGAUGAUGAAAUAUUAAAGGUAUAUUCCGGCGUAAAAUUAAUUUAGGGUCAAACACACCAUAACACCAAGUUAGACAACCCCUCAAGAGAUGAAUGUUGCUGACCGCUUGCUUCUCUAGUGAUACCAACUUAAGUAACAACCGCAGGAUAGCAAUACACAGCAGUCUGAGGAGCCAUCAACAAACCUCAACCAAAACGCCACUCUAUAGCCACAAAUAAUGUUCAGAACAGCACCUAACUUCAUCAACAGUACAUAUAGGGUCCUAGCCAUAGCACUAGCCACCAAACAUCUUUUUAGCUUUGCCUGAUUUCUUUAGCAAAGAGACUAAACACAACUCACCUACUCUCUUCCAGCAGCCGCUUGUUUGUAGCGAGACCUCAGGCCAGUCCAUCAUUGACUGCAGCGGGGUGACGCAGCUCAAGGAAGAACAUUUAUGAACCUUUUUUUAUCAUUUCCUUGAUGUAAUAAUCAUCAUAUUAAUUAUUUUGCACUGCAGACACGGUAGUUCUUCUGCCUUCACGUCUUGGUCUGAUUGCAUUUCCAUGAAGAAAUGAUAAGAGAGUAGGUGAGUUGAGUUUAGUUUCUUUGCUAAAGAAAUCAGGCAAAGUUAAAAAGAUGUUUGGUGGCUAGUGCUGUGGCUAGGACCCUAUUUGUAUUGAAGUUAGGUGCUGUUCUGAGCAUUAUUUGUGGCUACAGAGUGGCGUUUCUGGUUGAGGUUUGUUUAUGGCUCCUGAGACCACUGUGCAUUGCUAAUGUGCUGUCGUUACUAAAUUUGGUGUAACUAGAGAAGCAAGCGGUCGGCAACAUUCAUCUCUCAAGGGGUUGUCUAAUUUGGUGUUACAGUGUGUUUGACCCUAAAUUAAUUUUAUGCUGGAAUAUCCCUUUAAUAUGUUCUUCUGAGGUAAGGGCCAAGGAUUCAACCUCUUGAGACACAAUCAGAUAGUAGAGUGGGCAUGUAAGGUCAUGGAGGUCAUGUAUGAUGAUGUUUUGUUUUUGGUUGAACACACCUCAAAGACAGCAACUUCACAGUUUUUCCUAACUGUUUUUUCUCUUUCCUGCAGGUUGGCCAUUCGGCAGCGUCCUGUGCAAGCUAAGUGGCAUGGUUCAAGGGAUAUCAGUGUCAGCAUCCGUGUUCACCCUGGUUGCAAUUGCUGUUGACAGGUAAGACUUUAGGUAGUUACUGUUGAUGAUGGGCUUGUGAGGGCGUGUUACAUCCCAAAAGACUUCCUGUACUUUAUUUAUUCCCACUCAAUCCCUGUGUGUCAGGUUCCGCUGCAUCGUCUACCCUUUCAAGCAGAAGCUGACCAUCCCCAUUUCAAAGCUCAUUAUUGUGGUCAUCUGGGUCCUGGCUGUGUCCAUCAUGUGUCCCUCUGGAGUGAUGCUGCAGGUCACUAAGGAGCACAGGGUGAGAAUUGUCCUUGGCGGCAACGACACCCGGCCUUUCUACUGGUGCCGGGAAAACUGGCCAAAUCAAGAGAUGAGGAAAGUCUACACCACUGUCCUCUUUGCUAACAUCUACCUUGCUCCUCUUAGCCUAAUUGUCAUCAUGUACGCUCGUAUUGGCUUCACCCUGUCCAAGACUACGAUUCCCACAAUGCGGGGGACUGACUCUUUGUCAGAAAAGGGCAUUGGCAACAACAAACCAAACGUGGAGGGUCGUCAAACAAUUUCAAAGAAGAAGACUCGUGUGAUCAUGAUGCUACUGGUCGUGGCUUUGCUCUUCAUCUUGUCCUGGCUUCCUCUAUGGACAUUGAUGAUGCUGAGCGACUAUGCCAGCUUGACCGAGCACCAGUACCGUGUCAUUAACAUCUACGUGUAUCCCUUCGCUCACUGGUUGGCCUUCUUUAACAGCAGCGUCAAUCCCAUCAUCUACGGAUUCUUCAAUGAGAAUUUCCGCAGAGGCUUCCAGGCUGCUUUUAAAUUCCAGCUGUGCACGAUCGGCAUCGAGCACCAGAGGUCCUACUCCCACCGCUUCCGAGGAAACGCUGUGCUCCCGUUCCAGUCCCCAGCAUUGAAUAGGUCAGGGUCAAGAGGUGGAUCAGCCCUCUUGAGGAAUGGGAAGUGCUCAGGUCAGGAAGGACGGCACUCGAGUGGUAAAAAUGAUGUCAAAGGACAGGAUCUGAUCAUGGAGGACCUUGAACAGGUGUCCCAGAUUUAG
Messenger RNA from Xyrichtys novacula (pearly razorfish), 2565 nucleotides. The record is from the annotation of a GenBank genome assembly. Lineage: Eukaryota; Metazoa; Chordata; Actinopteri; Labriformes; Labridae.